Molecule: messenger RNA, 2901 nt
Organism: Fulvia fulva
Lineage: Eukaryota; Fungi; Ascomycota; Dothideomycetes; Mycosphaerellales; Mycosphaerellaceae
Product: Vacuole-localized protein 4
Exons: 3
Coding region: 1-2901 (966 amino acids)
Source: RefSeq, a predicted model, not a curated record
AUGAAGGUCAAUACUCUCUGGGCUGCGGCCCUCGCUGUUCUGCCUCUGGUCUCUGCUGUCCCAGCGGACAACAAGAAGAAGAAGACCAAGACUCCUAAACCAGAACCUGUGUUUUCGGACAAAACGACGCACUACUGGGAAAUGUCGACGGAUUAUGAGACCUACGCGACUGUCGUCCCUAUCUCUACAGAGACCAUCUUGCACACCCGCACCAUCUACGGGGCGAAGCCGCAGGCUGUUCAGACCGUUACAGUCACUAUCCAGCGCUUCGUGGAAACAUCAGCCAAGUCUGUCAUCACUGUCCUCGAGACACCCACUCCCACACCGCAGGUCGUGGUUAUGCCACCGGUGCCCGUCACUGUAGCUACCACAGUCACCACUCAAGGAACCAUUACGGUCUUCCCUGUCGUCCAAGUCACAGUCCAGCCUCAGCCAGAGUACGAGACAUUCUACGUCACCCAGAUUGUGAGCGGCGUCCGUCCAAAGACCGCUGCUCUCGGCAAGCGUGAAGAACCGGAUGCCCUGCCAGGUGCCACUUCGACCACCACGGCUGUGGUAGCUCAGGCUGUCGGCACUGCAUCCAGCAGGUCCACUCCGGCUGUGGCUGUUCAGCCUGCAGCCACGAGCUCUGUUCCGGUUGUGCUUGUGCGGCCUCUCAGCACGGCAUCCACCCUCACCGUUACCGCGGCCGGGGCCCCUUCCGUGGUCGUCUUGCCAUCCAGCUUGACUCGAACAGUGACCCAGUCCAGCGCUGCGCAGCUUGUCGCCGGUCUUCCGGUUGGGACCUCCAUCGCUGGAGCCCUAUCGGCUCCUCCAGUUGCGGUAGCAACGAACGCCGUCACUGUGACAGGCACCAUGGUCGGCACCAAUGUCGUCGCCGUCGUGAGCGGUGUUGCUCGAACUUUGACAGGUGCAGCGAUCAUUCCUGCCGCCACUGUGGUUCGCACGACUGUCACUGGCAGCGUGGCGACCGUGGGUGGCCAGGUUGUCUCCCUGGUCGGGACUCAUUCUGUGGUCAUAUUAUUGCCGGCAGCAGCAACCAAUGCACGGUCUGCUGUGACUCCUACCCUGCCUGGCCUGCCCGCCGCUUCGAGCAAGGCAUCUGUCUUGGGCACCUCGACAGUCACUGGUACACCGAUUUUCGUCGUUGUCGCUGUGCCUGCGACUUCGAGCGUUGCAACUUCGAGCAGGUCCUCGUCAGCUUCCGCUCAGAUGGAGACGGUCACUGCCCCCAGCUCUACGCAGACAGUCAUGGAUGUCGGCCCUCAGUCAGUAAGCGAGUCGAGCUCCUCCUCAGCAUCAGAGCCAUCGCCUUCUGAGGAACCCGUUGUGUCGGCGGGACCAUCUGCCUCGUACGCUCCACCUUCGUCUGCCGCUUACGAGGACCCACAGACCUCCUCUGGCUACGUCCCGCCCAGUGAUUCUCCGGCUCCAUCGUACAGUGUACCUUCUGGACAGCAUGAGAAGCGACAAUAUCAGACGAACACUCCUUCUCCAUGCCCGGCAGCAGGCUCCACUGAUAGCCAAGGCCGACAUAGCUGCAAUCCAGCUCACCAAUACCCAGAAGGCCAGAUCUGCCAGCUUAUCGAUGGGUGCUACUUCCUCCGCUACGAGGCUCCUGGUGUGACUGCUCCUCCAUCUUCCGUCCCAUCUUGCCCGUCGGCUGGCAGCACUGAUAAAGAAGGCCGAUAUAGCUGCAACCCUGCACAUCAAUAUCCAGAGGGACAAAUCUGCCAGCUUGUCGAUGGAUGUUACUUCCUCCGCUCCGAGGCUGCUGGUGUCAGUGCAUCAGCGACUCACUCCGCUUCCACUCCAUCGUCAUCCUGCCCGGCCGCUGGCAGCACUGAUAGCGAAGGUCGAUACAGCUGUAACCCAGCCCACCAGUACCCCGAAGGUCAGAUCUGUCAGCUCGUCGAUGGGUGCUACUUCCUUCGGUACGAGGCUCCUGGCGUGACUGCCACUCCUUCCGGAAAGGGUCCAGCUGGUUACGCUCCACCAAAGUCGACAGGAUACGGCAAGCCAAGCACAUCCGAGCAGAUGAAGAAGAACACAUAUGUGGCUCCACCACCAUCGCAGCCACCUCAGACGUACAAGAUGACCAAGUCCACUCUGGCGUACCAGGCUCCUUCGCAACCACCUCAGACCUACAAGAAGAGCAGCUCUAAGCCCGUGUACGAGAAGCCUUCGCAGCCCCCUCAAACAUACAAGAAGAGCACGCCAGUCUACCAAAAGCCAUCGCAGCCCCCUCAAACAUACCAGAAGAGCACACCAGUCUACCAAAAGCCUUCACAACCACCCAAGUCUGUCCCGGUCUACAAGCCUACGACUUUGACCAAGAAGACUACGGUCACCACGACUGUGCAGACUACCCGUAUCAUCACCAAGACGAAGAGCAAGAACUCCAAUGUGUACGUUCCACCAACGACAAAGCCGGUGUACGACAAGCCAAAGCCCUCGGUCCCUGUCUACCAGCCUCCAACGUACACCAGGCCUGCACCAAAGCCUUCGCAGCCAGCUUACAUCCCUCCUCCUCCUCCUAAGCCAAGUCAGCCUAAGCCAAGUCAACCAUACGUGCCACCUCAACAACCAUCCAAGCCAGCUCCAAAGCCAAGUCAGCCAUACGUGCCUCCACAGGCACCGAGCCAACCUCCAAAACCUUCCCAACCAUACUCUCCACCACAACAACCUUCGCAGCCACCAGUUGCACCCCCGAAGCAACCUUCGAUGCCGCCGAAGGAGCCGCAACCACCUGUUUACCAACCUCCACCGCAGCAGCCAGCGCCAAGCAAGAGCCAAAUGGCACCUCCCAAGCCUGUGUACACUGGCGACGCAGGUAUGGUGGCGGUCAAUUCGCUGUGGGCUCUUUUGGCGACGGCUUUUGUGGCUUUCUUCUACUUGUAG